AAGGAAAAGGAAAUGCACAGUGGCUCAUGGAAUGAAUCACAUCUGGUUUAAUUGUAGGUAGAAGAUGAGACUGUUUUAUGCAAUAUUCCUUACAUGGGAGAUGAGGUGAAAGAAGAAGAUGAAACUUUCAUUGAAGAGCUGAUCAAUAACUAUGAUGGGAAAGUCCAUGGUGAAGAAGAGAUGAUUCCUGGAUCUGUCCUGAUAAGUGAUGCUGUUUUCCUGGAAUUGGUAGAUGCUCUGAAUCAACACUCAGAUGAAGAGGAGGAAGGGCACAAUGACACCACUGAUGGAAAACAGGAUGAUAGCAAAGAAGAUCUUCCAUUAACAAGAAAGAGAAAACGACAUUCUAUUGAAGGCAACAAAAAAAGUUCCAAGAAACAGUUCCCAAAUGACAUGAUCUUCAGUGCCAUUGCCUCCAUGUUCCCUGAAAAUGGUGUCCCAGAUGACAUGAAGGAGAGGUAUCGAGAACUAACAGAAAUGUCAGAUCCCAAUGCACUUCCCCCUCAGUGCACACCCAACAUCGAUGGGCCCAAUGCCAAGUCUGUGCAACGGGAGCAAUCUCUGCACUCCUUCCACACACUCUUUUGCCGACGCUGCUUUAAAUACGACUGUUUCCUUCACCCCUUUCAUGCCACCCCUAAUGUGUAUAAACGCAAGAACAAAGAAAUCAAGAUUGAACCAGAACCCUGUGGCACAGACUGCUUCCUUUUGCUGGAAGGAGCAAAGGAGUACGCCAUGCUCCAUAAUCCCCGCUCCAAGUGCUCUGGGCGCCGCAGGCGAAGGCAUCAUGUGGUCAGUGCUUCUUGCUCCAAUACUUCAGCCUCUGCUGUGGCUGAGACUAAAGAAGGGGACAGUGACAGGGACACAGGCAAUGACUGGGCCUCCAGUUCUUCAGAGGCUAACUCUCGUUGUCAGACCCCCACAAAACAGAAGGCCAGUCCAGCCCCACCUCAACUUUGUGUUGUGGAAGCCCCUUCAGAGUCUGUGGAGUGGACCGGGGCUGAAGAAUCUCUUUUUAGAGUCUUCCAUGGCACCUACUUUAACAACUUCUGUUCCAUUGCCAGGCUUCUGGGGACGAAGACAUGUAAGCAGGUCUUUCAGUUUGCAGUGAAAGAAUCACUUAUCCUGAAGUUGCCAACAGAUGAGCUCAUGAAUCCAUCACAGAAGAAGAAACGAAAGCACAGAUUGUGGGCUGCACACUGCAGGAAAAUUCAGCUGAAGAAAGAUAACUCUUCUACACAAGUGUACAACUAUCAGCCCUGUGACCACCCAGACCGGCCCUGUGACAGCACCUGCCCCUGCAUCAUGACUCAGAAUUUUUGUGAGAAGUUCUGCCAGUGCAAUCCAGAUUGUCAGAAUCGUUUCCCUGGCUGUAGAUGCAAGACCCAGUGUAAUACCAAGCAGUGUCCUUGCUAUCUGGCAGUACGAGAAUGUGAUCCUGACCUGUGCCUCACCUGUGGGGCUUCAGAACACUGGGACUGCAAGGUGGUCUCCUGCAAAAACUGCAGCAUCCAACGUGGCCUCAAGAAGCACCUGCUGCUGGCCCCUUCCGAUGUGGCCGGAUGGGGCACCUUCAUUAAGGAGUCUGUGCAGAAAAAUGAAUUCAUAUCUGAAUAUUGUGGUGAGCUCAUCUCUCAGGAUGAAGCUGACCGAAGAGGGAAGGUCUAUGACAAGUAUAUGUCCAGCUUCCUUUUCAACCUCAACAAUGAUUUUGUUGUAGAUGCUACCCGGAAAGGAAACAAAAUUCGAUUUGCAAACCAUUCAGUGAACCCCAACUGUUAUGCCAAAGUGGUCAUGGUGAAUGGAGAUCAUCGCAUUGGGAUCUUUGCGAAGAGGGCAAUUCAGGCUGGUGAAGAACUCUUCUUCGAUUACAGGUACAGCCAAGCUGAUGCCCUCAAGUACGUGGGGAUUGAGAGGGAGACCGAUGUCCUCUAGCCCUACUGGCCCUGCACCAGGCACUGUCUGUUCAUGCACACACCACUGCAGCUCAAGCCCCUGCACUAUGUGUCUUCCACACCAAGAAACCCCACCCGCUCCCUCUGUAGCAAGGCCUCAGCUGUGUCCCAGAAGGACAAACCAUCUCAGUGAGAAGAGGGAAGACAGAGACAACCAUGGCUUGGUCUUCCAGGCAAGAAAGCUCAAAUGUGGAGGUUGCAUCUCAACCUGAAGAGGGCACAGGCUGGGGUGGAUGAUAACGCUUGAUUUCUCCUCAGCCCUCCAGGCUGUGAACCUCAGGAAUUCCCUUUGGCAGUUUCUGACAAGUGCUGUCAUUUUAGCUUUCCCAAACAAGGGUCUUUAUGUAAUUGGGAUGCCAGGAAUAUCUAAAUGAAGUCUGGUCCCUGGAGCCUACUGUGCUCUGGAUUAGAGGUAAGCUUGCAGUUAAUAUAGAGUGUAUGCAGAGGGAGAUGGUUGCCUUCCUAUUGCUUCCCUCUAGGGGGGUCCAAACUGAAGGCUUUCAGAAGGUCUUCCCUGUACUUCUGAAGGGGUGUGGUAUUUUCAGAUUCCUGGGAGCAGGCACCAGCACCCCAGCUCCUUCCAAAGUUGUAGCUCAGUAACUGCAGGCAGGCCUUACGUACUCCUAGUGAAGCAUUGGGUGUGUCUGCUUCAUUGGACUGUAGGGUUUUUUUUUUUUUUUCAGGCUUUCCUUUCCUAGAGGCUAGGUCCAAAGGGCCAAGUGUCUGGGAAUGGGGCUGGAUUAGAGAGGGAUAGAUUGUUGGUAUGAUUUAGUCCCUGUCUCCUGCUGUUUGGAAAGGAAAGGGUGAGUUGGCAAUAUGUUUGCAGGUGGGUGAGGGAUGCAGUUGCACACAUUUAGAAUGGUGUCACAGUGCAGGGCAGGCUGGCAAAAGGUGUUUGCUGUGUGGAGCCGGCAAAUCACCUGACCCAGUCUGAGGUGCCAUUCUCUCUGGGAUUCAUGUAGAACAAAGCACUUUAACUUUCUUUUAGAAGGUCUAUAGAUUGGAGUAGAAUUUAAGCCAGGGUCUCUUGUUUCUGCCCAAAUCCCACUUCAGAGGAAGCGGGGUGAGAGGGGCUAGAUAUUUUCCCCUCCAUUUCCAACUCAUGUAGGAGAGGCAGGAAGAACUGGCUUGACUCAGAAUUUACAAGUCAGGAGCCAGCAAGAGCUGCCCUGGGUCUGUGACUGGUGUGCUGAGCUGGCAGGGAAUAAAGAACAUUGUGCUGGGUAGAAAGGGCUCAGACAGGUAUGGACUGGCCUAGGGAGUGUUAGAAUGGGGAGCCAGAAUUUCCCUUUUUUCUAGAGAACCAGAGCCUCCUACACUUGACCUGUACACACAGACACACACACUUAGGCACGUAUACACACACAUACACACAGCCUCCUACACUUGA
Messenger RNA from Dipodomys ordii (Ord's kangaroo rat), 3345 nucleotides. RefSeq names its product enhancer of zeste 1 polycomb repressive complex 2 subunit (gene Ezh1). Gene Ontology annotation, biological process: chromatin remodeling. Gene Ontology annotation, molecular function: protein binding; histone H3K27 methyltransferase activity. Bases 94 to 1935 code for a protein of 613 amino acids. The record is from RefSeq and is a predicted model, not a curated record. The transcript has 16 exons. NCBI's taxonomy places the organism in Eukaryota, Metazoa, Chordata, Mammalia, Rodentia, Heteromyidae.